AAUGACAAGGGCAGACAUGGAAUAAGAAAACAAAUAGGACUGCCAUGGCAUUACUUAGCUGUUUAUAUAGUAUGCCAGGUGUUCUGUGCUAAGUCGUGUCUUCUCUUCCCCAGUCACAUCGAGAAGAUCACGACGUGGCAGGACCCGCGGCAGGCGGCGAGGCAGCCCCUGAGCCACGGCAGCCCCGCUGCAGCCGCGCACCGAGCCCCGGGGAUGGGCCAGCCCGGCCUCGUCCUGAGCACGCAGCCCCAGCUGCCCCCCAGCCCUGCCCUGCCGCCGCAGAGCCGCCCCCCGCAGCCCCCGGCCCUGCUGGCCCUGCCUGCAGCCCUGGCCACGCAGCAGCAGCAGCAGCAGCAGCAGCAGCAGCAGAAGCUGAGGCUCCAGAGAAUCCAGAUGGAGAGGGAGCGGAUUCGGAUGCGUCAGGAGGAGUUGCUGCGACAGGAAGCUGCUCUUUGCAGACAACUUCCUAUGGACUCAGAAAACAUGGUCGCAGUUCAGACAGCUGUGAACAGCCCUGCCAUGACACAGGACAUGAGGCCUAUUACAAAUAAUGGAUCUGAUCCUUUCCUGAGCAGCGGGCCCUACCACUCCAGGGAGCAGAGCACAGACAGUGGCUUGGGAUUGGGGUGCUACAGUAUACCAACAACACCUGAGGAUUUCCUGGGCAACGUGGACGAGAUGGAUACAGGAGAAACUGCAGCGCAGACAGCGAUGAGCAUGAAUCCCCAGCAGACACGUUUCCCUGAUUUCCUCGACUGCCUUCCUGGGACAAACGUGGAUCUCGGGACUCUGGAGUCAGAAGACCUGAUCCCCAUUCUCAGCGACGUGGAGACUCAGCUGGAGUCAGUGCUCAGCAAAAAUGAGCCCUUCCUCACCUGGCUCUAAUCUCCAGUGCUUGUGGGGCCUACAGUGCAAUGCAGAUUUCUUUUUCCUCUUGAGUCAGGCAUAGAAUAUCUGAAUAGCCUCAAGAGAUACAACAUACUGCCUUAUUGACUUUCGUUGCAUCAUCUUUAUGGUCAGUUUAAUAUCUGUCUGGAUUUUUUAUACUAAUUU
Molecule: messenger RNA, 1053 nt
Organism: Ficedula albicollis (Collared flycatcher)
Lineage: Eukaryota; Metazoa; Chordata; Aves; Passeriformes; Muscicapidae
Gene: WWTR1
Product: WW domain containing transcription regulator 1
Exons: 5
Biological process (GO): hippo signaling; positive regulation of transcription by RNA polymerase II
Cellular component (GO): cytoplasm; nucleus
Molecular function (GO): transcription corepressor activity; transcription coactivator activity
Source: RefSeq, a predicted model, not a curated record